AUGGCCCCCGCUCACCUCCGGAAGCCACCCCAGGCCCCGCCUGUCUUUACCGCAACCCCGCAGUCACUUCUAGCUGAUGCCGAGCGCUUGAUCAAGAGCUCGCGAGCCAUUCAGGACAAGGUGGUGGCGGAGGUCAAGCCCGAGGCCGCAACCUUUGCCAAGGUUGUCCUUCCUCUCGCCCAAGAUGACAACCAGAUGGGACUAGAGUCACACAUCCUGGGCUUCUACCAGGCUGUAUCAACAGACUCGAAGCUGCGAGAUGCUUCUUCCAAGGCCGAAGAGCUGAUGGAUGAGUUCUUUAUUGAGGCGGUCAUGCGUGAGGAUGUCUUCAAUUUGGUCGAUGCCGUACUGCGCCGCAACGAGAUUCUCGAUCCGGAGUCACGCCGUCUAUUGGAGAAGGAACACAAGGACUUCAUCCGUAAUGGACUCGGCCUGCCCGAUGGCCCUCAUCGGCUCCGCUUCAAGGAGAUCAAGAAGCGGCUGAGCCAGCUGAGCAUUGAAUUCCAGAAGAACCUGAACGAGGAGAACGGCGGCAUUUGGUUUACCCCGGAGCAGCUGGCUGGUGUGCCCAAGGACCUUCUGGACGGCCUGAAGAAGGGCGAGGACGAGAACGCCGGCAAGCUCUGGCUGUCGUUCAAGUACCCCGACCUCUUCCCCACCAUGAAAUAUGCCAGCGACCCCGAGACUCGCCGGCAAGUCAUGAUCGCCAAUGAGAACAAGUGCAACCAGAAUGUGCCGCUAUUCCGGGAAUCCAUUAUACUCCGUGAUGAGGCGGCUCGUCUGAUCGGCUAUCCCAACCACGCUGCCUUUCGUAUCGAGGACAAGAUGGCCAAGACCCCAGAGACCGUUAACAAGUUUUUGGGUGAUCUUCGGGACAGACUGACCGCUGGCGGGAAGAAGGAGAUACAGAAGUUGCUGGAUUUGAAGAACGCCACGGACCCCAAUGCUGAUGGCCGCUACUACCUGUGGGACCACCGAUUCUAUGACCGUCUCAUGCUAGAAAAGGACUACUCGCUAGACCACCAGCUUAUUGCUGAGUGGUUCCCCUUGCAGACAACCAUUCAAGGUAUGCUGAAGAUUUUCGAAGAGCUGUUCGGUCUGGAGUUUGUUGAGAUCAUUGGUGAGGACCGGGCAGCCAUUGCCCCCACUGGCCAGGGCAAUGACAUUGUCUGGCACGAGGAUGUCCAAGUAUUCAGUGUGUGGAACGAUGAGGACGCGGGCAGUGGGUUCGUUGGAUACCUGUACCUGGACCUGUUCCCUCGCGAGGGCAAAUAUGGCCAUGCAGCCAACUUCAACCUGCAGCCGGGCUUCAUUAAUAAGGAUGGUACCCGCCGAUUCCCUGCCACCGCAUUGGUGUGCAACUUCACCAAGCCCCAGCCCAAGAAGCCUAGUCUGCUGAAGCACGACGAGGUCGUGACCCUCUUCCACGAACUCGGCCACGGCAUCCACGACCUGGUGUCCCGAACCAUCUACUCCCGCUUCCACGGUACCAGCACAGUGCGCGACUUUGUCGAGGCACCCAGCCAGAUGCUGGAGAACUGGUGCUGGGAACCCUCGCAGCUGCGCUCUCUGAGCCGACACUACUCCACCCUCUCCCCAGAGUACCUUGCUAGCUGGAAGGAGGCUCAGGGCGAAGCUGCCACCAGCCAGCCGUCAGAGCGCAUCCCGGACGAUGUCAUUGCCAACCUGAUUCGCACCAAGCACGUCAACGACUCCCUAUUCAACCUGCGCCAGCUGCACUUCGGCAUCUUUGACAUGACCGUCCACGAGCCCAAGACCCACGCCGACAUUGAGGCUCUUCCUCUGUCUGCGACAUACAACCGUCUCCGCCAUGAGAUUACCCAGAUGGACGGACCGGAAGUACAGGGCGCUGGCGACGAGUGGGGCCACGGCGAGGCGACCUUUGGACAUUUGAUCGGAGGUUACGACGCUGGAUACUACGGAUACCUGAGCUCCCAAGUUUACUCCACCGACAUGUUCUACACCGUCUUCAAGGACGAUCCCAUGAACAAGGCUGCUGGCCGUCGCUACCGCUACCAGGUUCUAGAGAAGGGUGGUAGCCAGGAUGAGAUGAAGACUCUGACCGAGUUCUUAGGCCGUGCGCCUCGGACCGAUGCAUUCUACAAGGAUUUGGGACUGGCGUUAGCUGUAGAUACCGAUAAGCGCACCGCCUUGCCAUUCUGCAAUUCUCCGCAACUCAACAGCUCUUUUUCUAGAUCGUCUCAUUUUAGAACUUCAGCAUACAAGACAACACAGAGUCUCGGAUUAAACAAGUGUAUCCAAUCACCGCUCUGCAUCACCAACAUAAGAGAUCAAUCUGCCUCCGCGCAGCAGCUCCAAAUUCCCGACUCCUAUCAGUUCAAAAGCGCGACAACAACCCGCAACAUAAGCACCCUACCGCGGCGCGGCGGCGAAGGAAAAGACAAAGCGCUGAUUCUGCCCCUCGAGCGCAAGAGCUCAACAGACGCAGACGCAGAUGCGGAUAUAGAAGCCGACCUCGAAGAAGAAGCCAGGACCACAGAAACAGAACCGUCAUCGCGCAAGACAAGAGCAAGGCAUGUCUCUAACCACACGACGCUUCUGCUGGCUACUACGAUCCCGGACCGGCGGGCGACGAUUAUCCGGCGCGAAGACGGGAUCGAGAAGAGGAUUCUGUUGAGGUGUGGGCGGUGCAAGGUUGUUGUGGGGUAUUAUUUGGAUCGGUUGCAUUGGGCGUCUACUGGGGAUCGAGAGAGGGAGAGGGGAGGGGCGCGGGAUGGGGAGGAGGAGGGGGAGGAGGAGCGGCCGCCGGCUGUUUAUCUUCUUCCUGGGGCUGUGGUGGAGACGGAGAAGUUGGGGGGUGAGGGGGUUGGGGAGAGGGAGUGGAGGGAGUGGGUUGUUUAG
Molecule: messenger RNA, 2883 nt
Organism: Penicillium roqueforti
Lineage: Eukaryota; Fungi; Ascomycota; Eurotiomycetes; Eurotiales; Aspergillaceae
Product: M3 family metallopeptidase
Exons: 5
Coding region: 1-2883 (960 amino acids)
Biological process (GO): proteolysis; peptide metabolic process
Cellular component (GO): mitochondrial intermembrane space
Molecular function (GO): metalloendopeptidase activity
Source: RefSeq, a predicted model, not a curated record